UGCCGGAAGGGCCGCCCCGGUCAUGCCGAGCCUCGCUGGGUUCCUGUGGGUGCGGGCGGCGCCGGUGCGGAUCGGCGGGGCCAUGCCCGGGAAGGGAAAAGCAGCCGCCAAGGGCCCCGCGGAGCCGGGCGCCGCCGCGGGACCGGUGGCGGCGGCGGGCGGCGGCUCCGUGAGGGUGGCGGUGCGCGCCAAGCCCGGCGCCCGCUGCAGCGCCGUCACAGAUGUGACGGCUGAGGCAGUAGGUGUAGCUAUUGCUGCACCUCCAUCGGAAGGGGAGGCAAAUGCAGAGCUGUGUCGCUACCUCGCUAAGGUGCUUGAAGUGAAGAAGAGUGAUGUUAUUUUAGAGAAGGGGGGUAAAUCACGGGACAAAGUGGUGAAGAUUUCGGUAUCAGCGACACCAGAUGAGGUUUUAGAAAAACUGAAAAAAGAAGCUUCCAGUUGACCUAAAACAAGAGCAGGAAACAGGAAAAAGCAUCUUGGUACAUGGACUGAUAUUCUUUCUUACUUAAUGCAAUGCUGUUGAGAGUGUGGGUAAUGACUACAGGAAGAUACUUCUUUCCCCUCCCCUUGUUAAUAUGGGUGCUGUACAGCUGAAGUUUUUCUAUAGGCUUGGUUAGAAGGCUGAGACUGUGUCUGCUUCUGUCACUACAGACUUCCUUCUGCUCUGGAUGGUUUCAUGUGGGUAAGAUUUAUCCUCUUUCCUGGCCCCUAAACAAAUGGUUCAGGAAAUGUUUUUUGUAGUGGAGCAAAUGUUGGUUAUCAAAGUGAGGGGCUUGGAGUGACAGCCUUCCAUGUGGGAAGUGGUACAAAAGGACAAACCUGGAUGGCCGAGACAGAAAAGAGACUGUUCUGUCUGAUAUCUCACAGCAGGCACUGUGUGCAGCUUUUCACUGUGGGCACUUACAGAUAUCUAAAAUAAAUGUCUUUUGAAGCCAGUGUGCUGUUGUUGAUCACACAGACAAACUGCAAGUAGAAUCACCUGAGCAACUGAAAGAAAACCAGAAGUUUUCAGUAUGAAAAACCAGCGCAGGACCUGAUCAUGGCACACGUGGGGUCACUUUGUAAUGGUCUGUAAAUAGUUUUCUUAAAAGUAGAAAUUCGGUCAUAUAUAUAUCUUUGCCAGUUGUAUGUCACCUGUAAUGACUGUUUUUAAUAAAAGGGACAAAAAG
Molecule: messenger RNA, 1169 nt
Organism: Onychostruthus taczanowskii (white-rumped snowfinch)
Lineage: Eukaryota; Metazoa; Chordata; Aves; Passeriformes; Passeridae
Gene: CUNH15orf40
Product: chromosome unknown C15orf40 homolog
Exons: 4
Coding region: 23-442 (139 amino acids)
Cellular component (GO): cytoplasm
Source: RefSeq, a predicted model, not a curated record